Molecule: messenger RNA, 3630 nt
Organism: Echinops telfairi (small Madagascar hedgehog)
Lineage: Eukaryota; Metazoa; Chordata; Mammalia; Afrosoricida; Tenrecidae
Gene: PICK1
Product: protein interacting with PRKCA 1
Exons: 10
Coding region: 1949-3133 (394 amino acids)
Biological process (GO): regulation of Arp2/3 complex-mediated actin nucleation; positive regulation of receptor internalization; receptor clustering
Cellular component (GO): synaptic vesicle; postsynaptic density; trans-Golgi network membrane
Molecular function (GO): protein domain specific binding; protein kinase C binding; phospholipid binding
Source: RefSeq, a predicted model, not a curated record
CUUUCCACUUGAGUCCCUGGUGUCAGCUCAUUAUUUACCAGUUGAUUUUUAAACACAAAGUAGAUACAGAAGCGAAUGGUGGCUAAUCUGGUGUGUUUCUUAUAGCAAACUGUUGUUCAUGCGACACUUGUGCUCAAAGGGGAAGGCACAGGAUUUCCCUACAAUGAGCCACCUUAUAAAGAAUUCUUUUUUUGUACAAAUUAAUUUAUGUCACAUUUAAUUUAGUGUGCAUAACUUCAAAACUGAGGCAUUAUUCCAAUUUAUAAAAACCAUUUGCAUAACCUUUAUGCAAGUUUUAAAAAUACAAAGUUUUCUCCCUAAAGUGGCUCAAAAUAGAUUGUUCAUGGCUGCCUACAUCGAAGGUAAAAAGACUAAAACAAUUGGACAGAUUAGGCAUCUUAUUGUUGUUCAAACAUUACUUGAUUUGUACAUCUACUCAAACCUCUUCAUCGGUCUUUAUUCAGCAGUACAUAUGCACCAAAUUCCAUUUUAGAAGUUUCCAUGUCAUUUUCAUAGAAGACAAAGUUUGAAAACAAGUAACAUUUAAACACAGCACGGUAUUCUACCACAAAUGAAGCUUUUUCUUCUUCUUUGCAGGACUUAACAAAAUCUAAAAACGAACUAUGCUGUAGAUUUACCUCAUGCAGAAAUCUUUAUGUUAUCUCUGAAAAUGAAAGGACGGCUUUUAAAGUACAUUUUACUGUUUUAUACUAUGAUGGCAACUGUGUACUCCAACAGUCUAUUUUGAGGGAAAUUUAUGAUUUUUUUUCCCAUGCAAAAAUCUACACAAAUGUGUUCUGAUGAUAUCACCACCGUUCUUGUGUGUUGAUUGUGGAGACGAGUAAGACGAAGUCCUUGACCACAUCAACUUUCCUCCAUUUCUCACGGUGUGACCUGUGGGUGCAGUUGGGAGGAGCUGGUCUUCCUACACUGAGUUGUCAUCUAUAGCAAAGCCUGCGGUCCUGCAUCUUCCUCCGCAAGCGCCCGAGGUCCUCUGUGCAGUACAUACACAUUUCGAAUUUUCAUGUUUCGCCACCAAUCGACCCUUUUAUCAUUCCGUAGUUCUAUUCUGUAGUGGGCUCCUUUGUCUUGACAUUGGGAGCCUCUCUAGAGAAUCAGGUACACCCCCACCCCCCCGACUGCCGAGCGGGCUGCUGGGCUCUGCGGGUGGGGAGUGCUUGGAGUUGUUUGCCCCUCUGCGUUCGGCACCUUGCUUCUGCACCAUGGCUCUUUCCAGAGCUCCACUUCACAGCCUUCUGGAAGUUUCCAGUGAAGAUGGGCUCUUUCUCAGAGGUCCACGGAGCCCCGAGGCCCCAGUUCUGCGGAGACCUCUGUGACUGCCCACUGCCCCGUCUGCCAGAGCCGCCAGACACCUCUCGUUUGGGCUGCUCUUCCGACUCUUCUUGGUUUUCUUCUAAGCCGUUACGGGGUUCUUGUGCAUGACUUCGGACUCUAAAAGAAAGAACUCUCUAUUUUAUGGUGGCUGCACUGCUUUCUGUGUGAUUUCGUGGGGAUGCUGGAAACCGGAGAUGAGGUCGAGGGAAACCGCUGCCCACGGUGGGCUCCACCCACGGGUGGUGUCUUAGAGCCUGUGUCUGCCUCUGCACAGACUCCCUGGUCACCAGCAGGACUUACGUUGCUGGACCUGGUCAGACAGGCGGCCUGCUAAGGGUGCCCCUCAUGAGGAAGGUUCAGUAACUGGGCCGGAGGCACUCUGGGCCACCAGGGAGGCCGGCUGCAGCCGCAGGGCUGGAGCAAAAGCAAAGAAAGGACUGGCGCACCCAGCGGUCCCUUGGGUGUGCAAGGCGUGUGGUUUGACUUGAGCAAAGGAAGGGCUCACCAGUUUGCACUGAGGCUCCGCCCCUUGCCUCUUUCCCCCUGGGAUGGCUCUUCAGGGGCUUUUGACCUCUGCCCUGCUCCAGCUUAGCCAGGGGCCUGAGGGGAGGGAAUGACUCCACUGGCCCCUUGCUGCCCUCUCAGUUCACCUGUCCCUCCUCUGUUCCUUCCUGACGACCGCCCCCCUCCCCGCCAGGUGUUUGACAACACCCCGGCUGCCCUGGACGGCACUGUGGCAGCUGGGGAUGAGAUCACUGGCGUCAACGGCCGGUCCAUCAAAGGGAAGACGAAGGUAGAGGUGGCCAAGAUGAUUCAGGAGGUGAAGGGAGAAGUGACCAUCCACUACAACAAGCUGCAGGCAGACCCAAAGCAAGGCAUGUCCCUGGACAUCGUGCUGAAGAAGGUGAAGCACCGGCUGGUGGAGAACAUGAGCUCGGGCACGGCGGAUGCGCUGGGACUGAGCCGGGCCAUCCUGUGCAACGAUGGGCUGGUCAAGAGACUGGAGGAGUUGGAGCGGACGGCAGAGCUGUACAAAGGGAUGACAGAGCACACCAAGAGCCUCCUCCGUGCCUUCUACGAGCUGUCCCAGACACACCGGGCCUUUGGGGACGUGUUCUCCGUGAUUGGGGUACGGGAGCCCCAGCCGGCCGCCAGCGAGGCAUUCGUCAAGUUCGCCGAUGCCCACCGCAGCAUCGAGAAGUUCGGCAUCCGGCUGUUGAAGACCAUCAAGCCGAUGCUGACAGACCUAAACACGUACCUCAACAAAGCCAUCCCAGACACCCGCCUCACCAUCAAGAAAUACCUGGACGUGAAGUUUGAGUACCUGUCGUACUGCCUGAAGGUCAAGGAGAUGGACGAUGAGGAGUACAGCUGCGUGGCCCUCGGGGAGCCCCUGUACCGAGUGAGCACAGGUAACUACGAGUACCGCCUGAUCCUGCGCUGCCGCCAGGAGGCCCGCAGCCGCUUCUCGCAGAUGCGCAAGGACGUGCUGGAGAAGAUGGAGCUGCUGGACCAGAAGCACGUCCAGGACAUCGUCUUCCAGCUGCAGCGCUUCGUGUCCACCAUGUCCAAGUACUACAACGACUGCUACGCCGUGCUGCGCGGUGCCGACGUCUUCCCCAUCGAGGUGGACCUGGCGCACACCACGCUGGCCUACGGCCUCGGCCAGCAGGACUUCACCGACGGCGAGGACGAGGAGGACGGCGAAGACGAGGACACGGCCACCAGGGAGCCGGCCCGGGAUGUGCGAGGGGCCGGCGGGCCCCAGGACAAGAAUGGCAGCUGGAGCGGCUCCUGAGCCCGCAGGGUGCGGAUCUGGGGGCAGGGGGAGCGGGCGGCCCGCCGGACCGAUCAACCGAUCACUGACCGCAGCGUGGCGCAUAAAGGCGUGCUGGCUGGGGCGCCGCCUCCCUGCCCUCUGUCCUAGCACAGCGAGCCCCCUGCCCUGCCGGGCACCUGGACAGGACCCUCCAGCCUGCCUUCCCAGCUCCCAGCCUGCUGGAGGUCCUGGGGCCAAGGCCGGCCCCAGGAAGGAGCAAGGGCAGAAGGAAGAGGGACAGUGUGGUGGAAAGUCCAGGAGCAGCCCUUGGGGCCACUGCCGCCAACCCCACCUAGGAGUGGGGGGGCCUGGAGCAGCCGAGGUGGUGGCUGGUGCCUCCUGUGCACCCGCCUUGCCCAGGCGGCCCCCGUCCUCCAGCUCACCGCGGUGGCCUUUAUUUAUUCUGCUCCCCCAGCUCAGCCCCUUCUCUGGGCGUGGCUGGGUCCAGGCCUGUAUGUAAUAAACACCCAGAUGGA